Molecule: messenger RNA, 1326 nt
Organism: Melitaea cinxia (Glanville fritillary)
Lineage: Eukaryota; Metazoa; Arthropoda; Insecta; Lepidoptera; Nymphalidae
Product: sialin-like
Exons: 10
Coding region: 1-1326 (441 amino acids)
Biological process (GO): transmembrane transport; monoatomic anion transport
Cellular component (GO): plasma membrane
Molecular function (GO): transmembrane transporter activity
Source: RefSeq, a predicted model, not a curated record
AUGGAUCGCACUGCCCGCAGCGAAGAUGAGGUGAACGCAGACGCGGAGCCCAAAGGUUGCGAAAAUGAAGAACCAGGCUCGUAUGGUUUAGGAUAUCGUCAUAUACAAGCAUUGCUGAUGUUUAUAUGUCUUACCUUCGAGUUCAUUAUGAGUGCUCAUGCGGGAGUCACGAUUGUCGCGAUGUCAAGACCUCAAAAUACUACUGACGAAAUAGUAACUUCACAGUUAACUUCACAGUUAAAUAGGAAAUUUGAAAAGAAUGAAACGCAUGAUGUCGUUAGAUAUUCGGAUAUAUAUCAACUCAAAUCAAUACUCGAGAUUAUUCUUGGAUCGUUUUUCCUUGGAACCGCUGUCAUGAUGUUUCCUAUCAGUCUCUUGGGACAGCGAUUUGGUGGAAAGGUUCUGCUUCAAAUAUCACUGGCUGUAAAUGCAGUCACAUCGACUGUGGCACCUUGGUUAAUUGCAUGGGGUGGUUGGAUAUCAUUUGCCGUACUUCGUUUCUUGCAAGGCGGUGUUCAAGCUGGACUUUACCCCGGAAUCCAAUUUUUAGUUACGCAAUGGUUUCCUGUUAGCGAACGUAACUCUCUCAGCAGCUUCAUUUAUGCAGGUUCAGGUAUUGGAUGCAUGUUAGCGUUCCUCUUAGCUGGUGUUCUGGCGGACAGUAAAUUAGGAUAUCCGAAACUCAAAGUUCCAUGGAAAAAAAUAUUUACUUCGAUUCCUUUGUGGGCGACUGUCAUAGCACAUGUUGGAAAUUCUGUUGCAUUUCUGUUCUUCUUUAUACAAGUUCCAUCGUACAUGGUUGGCGUGUUGAAUUUCAACAUAAUGAAUAGUGGUAUUCUGACAGCACUACCGUACUUGGGUUCAUGUAUCGCGGCGUUAGCAUUCGGUAAUCUGUCCGAUUAUUUAACUAAUAGACAAGUCAUCAGCAUGAAAAUGGCGAGAAUAAUAUUUAAUUCUAUCGCGAUAUGUCUAAUAAUAGUGACUUACACACACAGUAGCAUUUUAGCUGUUGUCUGUUUUGUCAUAUUUUCGACAACGAAUUCUGGACACCAUUUUGGUUGGAUGGGAAAUUAUAUGGACUUAUCACCAAACUAUUGUGGAUCCCUGAUGUCGAUCGGAAACAUAAUAUCCAACCUCUUAGGCAUCGUCUUACCCAUAAUAACUUCCUUUGUUGUAACUGACAUGACAAAUCGGUACCAGUGGCGCAUCUUACUAUUACUGAUGGCUGGUUGCACUUUUCUUAGUAAUGUCAUCUUCGUAAUAUUUAUGUCAGCUGAUAUUCAACCGUGGAAUAAAGGAGAUGAAGAGGAAGAAGAGGAAGUAUAA